Messenger RNA from Thlaspi arvense, 990 nucleotides. NCBI's taxonomy places the organism in Eukaryota, Viridiplantae, Streptophyta, Magnoliopsida, Brassicales, Brassicaceae. The record is from the annotation of a GenBank genome assembly.
AUGACUGAUUCUGCUUACAGAGUCGACACCAUUUCCAGGCUCGCCCAAUGGCGAAUCCACAACCUUUCUUCCUCCACUUACCGCAAGUCCGAUCCUUUCAAGAUGGGUCUCUGGAAUUGGCAUCUGUCUGUGGAGAAAAGCAAGAUGCUAUUAAAUGUUAAGUUGUAUCCAGAGGUAUCGAACCUUACCAGAGAAAACCCACCGGUUGCUUCCUUUGCUCUUCGUGUUGUCUCCUCUGCUGGCGAGAGGAAAGCUUUAUCUCAUCCAGAAGUAAUAGACAAGAGGAUCAAAACAAACGAAGAUUUUGUUUGGACGGUUGAAGUUCCCUUAACUGGAAAAAUCAUCAUCGACGUCGAGUUUCUUGACUUGAAGGCUCUGUCUCAAGAUAGUGGGGAGAUUUACUCAAUCUGGGAAGACGGUUCAACGGAGAACCAAUCGAAAGUGACGGCGGUAGCAUCACUUGGACGAAUGUUAAAAGAAAGCAUUUACACAGACAUAAUGAUCAAUGCCUCUGGUGGAAGCAUCGGAGCACACCGAGCUGUUCUUGCUGCACGCUCACCUGUUUUCCGCAGCAUGUUCUUACACGACCUGAAGGAGAAAGAGCUGUCAGCAAUUAACAUACCCGACAUGCCCCUUGAUGCUUGCCAAGCUUUUCUCAGCUAUAUCUAUGGCGAUAUCCAGAACCAGGACUUUCUUACACACAGACUGGCACUCCUCCAAGCAGCAGAUAAAUACGAUAUCGCUGAUCUGAAAGACGCGUGUCACCUGAGUCUCUUGGACGAUAUCGACACGAAGAAUGUGCUCGAGAGGCUACAGAAUGCUUAUCUCUAUCAGUUAGCUGAGCUGAAGGCAAGCUGCAUGAUGUAUCUUGUGAAGUUUGGUAAGAUAUUUGAAAUCCGUGAUGAGUUCAGCAUCUUCAUGCAAUGCGCAGACAGAGAUUUGAUCUCCGAAGUUUUCCACGAAGUCCUGAGUACCUGGAAAGGAUUUUAA